AUGGCCGUCUCCUCUUCGGAGUCCCUGGGCUCUGCUCUCCCAAACCGCACCCUUCCAGGGCAGCGUUUUUCCUACACUAAAACCUCCCGCCCUGGGUCCAGCUCCGUGCCCCGUGGGCGCGGGGCUGUGCGAGCCGGGGCGCAGGCACCGUAUUUGGCUCUCGGCCGGCUGUGCCCUGACCUCAGCGUGGCUCGCCGGGAGCUGCCGCUUUUCCCUUCCCCUCAUGCAGAGGAAGAACAGAGCAUAAGCACAACAUCUCUGUGUCAGGAAGUCAAUAAUUCAUAUAUGACAAUUAAAAAGCAGCAACAAGAUGUGUUAGGUUUCUUGGAAGCCAAUAAAAUUGAAUUUGAGGAAAAAGAUAUCGCCGCCAAUGAGGAGAAUCGGAAAUGGAUGCGAGAGAACGUCCCUGAAGACAGCCGGCCAGCAAGUGGGAACCCCUUGCCGCCCCGGCUCUUCAACGACAGCCGGUACCUCGGGGACUACGAAGCUUUCUUUGAAGCUCGAGAGAACAAUGCGGUAUACGCGUUUUUAGGCUUGACUGCGCCACCUGGUUCAAAGGAAGCUGAAGCGCUGGCAAAGCAGCAAGCAUGAAUUUCAACCGCCUUAAAUGUUCUGUAAAGGGAAUUUCCACAGCUUUUUAUAAAAUAGUACAAUUGUCUCUGCUUCAAGAAAUGUAGAUGUGAUUUCUAACGUUCGAUUGGUGCUUGCAGCAUUCACCGUACAUAAUACAGAUUUGAACACAAGAUGAAAAUGUGAACAUAAAGGUAGAGAGCAUGGAGUGUAUUAUUACAAAGUUGGCAGCGUAGGAAACUAAAGCAAUUAGACAUGAAUGAUUUUCACGUAGUUUAAACUGUCGUGGCAAUUCGUCCAUUUUGUGUAAACUUCAAGAAACUAUUUUAGUAUUAAUAAUACAGAUGGGGUCAUACCUAGAGCUCCAACUAUUUAAAAUAUGGAAAACAAGCAACAGCAUCUAAAACCUUGUCAGAUACUAACUGCAGUGCCUGAGUCGCCUCAAAAAUGUUACUGAAUUACACAGUAAUUUUUCAGUGUCUUUUCUGGUUUCAGAUGAAAUUGUAGGUGGUAUUGUGUAGUAUAGCCAUUGUAGUCACUUUUGAAAGUUACGUUUCUUCUUUUGUAGAAUGGAUAUUUAAGAUUUGUAUUGUAACGCAUUGUACAGAUGAUGGAAAAAAAAUAAUGCCAUGUAUUUCUCAUUUAAGUGAUCCGUGUGGGCUCUUUUGACAAAGAAAAAGGGAUUUGGGGCAAUGAACAGCCUUUCCAUUGGCAAGUUCAUCACACAGCUGCCUAAGCAUGACUUGAUUACAUGUCUGCGUGCAAGAUUCAGUGCACCUCAGUGAAGUAUGCGCGAAUUCCCAGGCAAUGUUGCAAAUAAGCCAAAAUGGCCAGAAAUGGCAUUUCCUUACCUGUGUAAGGGUGAAAGCCUUUAGUGUAUUUCUCUACAAAAAUACCAGUUCACACUGCUUAUAGCAUUAGGCAUCUCAUUGCAUGUUCAAGUAGUCGUUAGAUUCAUACAGUAUUUUUUCAAAUGAGGAGAUAAAUGUUCAAAUAGCAAGAACUAUUGUAAUUAAGCAAGACUUUUUUUUUUUUGAGGUUUAAAAACUUUUUUUCCCAUUGUUACUGCCGUAUCAUGAAGCUAUUAGAGGAACUGCGAAUCUGUUAAAGUGUCUUGUAUCACUGAAUUUACCAUGUGCAAUAUUAACCUGUCUGUUUUUGCAGUGCUCAUGAGAUAGUCUGUAUUUCUUGGCCAUAUUCUGCAAAAAUACAAAGAAUCACAAGUGCCCUGAAGGAUAAGAAACAGGUUUAAAAAGUGUGGGGGUAAUUUAAAAUGCUUUUUGCACCAUGUA
Messenger RNA from Phaethon lepturus (White-tailed tropicbird), 1862 nucleotides. It is a transcript of the gene SH3BGRL, whose product is annotated as SH3 domain binding glutamate-rich protein like. The record is from RefSeq and is a predicted model, not a curated record. Bases 1 to 591 code for a protein of 196 amino acids. NCBI's taxonomy places the organism in Eukaryota, Metazoa, Chordata, Aves, Phaethontiformes, Phaethontidae. The transcript is spliced from 5 exons. Gene Ontology annotation, cellular component: cytoplasm.